AUGCGACGCAACAGUCUAUCGAUGAAGGCAUUGCGGGACGUGAUAUUCAACGGGUUGCAUUUGGGACCCAAUUACAAGUUUGCUCAAAUCUACUUGCGUAUCGGAACAAAUGAUGUGAAGGGCCUGUGCACCUUCAAGUAUUAUGACGUCCGUUUUCCAACUUUUGAAGCCUUUUACAAAGAAUAUGAACAGUUCAUGGGAAAUCUCGUAAAGGCCUUCGCUUGCAACGUGUUUGCUUUGGGAGCAGCUCCGCCUUCUGCAUCACCAUUAUUGGAGACACCUACAAGUGUGGCGUUGGAUGCUGACCAAAAUGGCUUACCAUUAGUACCUUUGAGGUGCUUGGAUAAUGUUGACCUUGUGGAAGAAGAAGAUAGGGAGAGAGCUGGUCGCAUUUAUCUAAACGAAAUUUACAGGCGAUUAGCAGGUAUUGAUGGGGUCAUGAACGUUGUUGAUGCGGAAAGAAAUCUGGGAUGGAUCGCUCUGCCUACACCCAUUGACGGGCUGAGGGCGUAUAGCAGUGGACGUGGAAAAUUAACAGAUUUUGGGCACAUUACACCUUCUGGUUACCUGAUUUUCGCGAAGUAUCACUGCAUUUCCAUGUGGCGUGGGAUUCGAAUGUUACCAGGCUAUGAAAAGGUAGUGGGACGAAUCUGCUCAGGCCAAUACCCUAGAUGGCUUGAUGAUGGAACAGUGGCAGUGGGUGUUGUUCCUGAUAACCUGCACGUGCAUAGUGGAUCCUUUGGACCGGUUUCAGACUGCGUUGGACCAUUAGUUCCCACCGGAAAUAUUGAUCUUGCCAAGUUACGAAAGUUCGACUUUGACGAAUGCUUCCUGACUGACGCUGCUACAAGUAACGCUCGGAGUCGAUCAAAAAUUGAAGUUGGGGACAUAGUGCGAAUUCGAAAUGUGAAGGGGACCAGAAUCGUCGUAUCUCGAACUCCUACUGGUUGGUCUUUCAUGGGUGCUAAAUGUGUUGAAUUGUGA
Molecule: messenger RNA, 984 nt
Organism: Notodromas monacha
Lineage: Eukaryota; Metazoa; Arthropoda; Ostracoda; Podocopida; Cyprididae
Source: the annotation of a GenBank genome assembly